UCUCAAAACUAGUUUCAAACUUUCUAAUACGUUAAUUUAAUUUUUAAUAUUUCUAAUUAUAAAAAAUAAAAUUCUAAUUUAAACGAUUAAAAAGAUCUCGUAUGAUUAUAUUUUAACUUAUAAAUUAACGAUAAUAUAAAAAUUAAGCUACUUAUCAAAUUGUCUUUAUAUUUGUAUAUUGUUGUGCCCUUUCCUUCAAAAACAUUUAUCACCGACGGCGCAAAAGUGUACUUUUUCCAGAAGUUGCCGGGAGAUUAAUUCCGGCCACCACUAAUAUCGAGUUUCUCCGAUUGCCUAUAUAAAUUAAUCAAUCAGGAAAUAAAUUGAUCAUUUUGAAGAUGGCGAAAAAGAGGAAAUCUGCUGCUUCAAACCUAGAUGAGGUGGAUCGAACCAUGUACACAACCUUUUGUAGCGCAGCAACCUCUCUUUCUCAACUUUAUACACAAGCCAUGAACCACCAGAAACUUUGUUUUCAGGCCGGUGAACGCCAUGGACAUGAAAAACUUUAUCAGUGGAUCUUAAGACAACAAGAGACGGGUGUUAGAGUGACAACAAUGGACAUACUUACUUUCCUUCAGAAUGAGCUUGAUUAUUGUGGAGAUGAAACAUCAAUGUCCCCUCGAGCUCCCAUAGCACAUCACCAUUCACAAGCUCCCUCACAUAUUGCAAAUACUGGAUUUCUUCAUUCUGGAUCAUCAGCCCAAAUUCAAGCUGCUCACUUACCACCUAGAUCUGAGCAGUAUGAAAAUCAGACUAAGAAUUCAGUCUUCUCCAAUGCUUUGGCAAGUCCGGUCCGUAGGACUCUUCAGCACUAUCACCUAGCUCAAGGAGGGUAUUGCCCAAGCGGUGCAUCCCCACCACCACCCGGUAAUGCUGCGCGAAGUAAUGAAAGCAAUUAUGGAAGUAACCAGAACAAGGAUUCAAACUCAAAUGAUUCAUUAAUGGACAUGCAUCAAGAUAGCCCAGGUCCCGAAUCUAGUUACUGACUAGUCAUUUGUCCCAUAAGCUGAUUGUCAUGGAUGAAUGUUCUGUUUGUUGUGGCAUACUUUGAGGUUGCUGUUAGUUGUUUUCCGUAGUGGAUAGAGCCACAGACGUCCUGAAUGGUUCAGGGACUGAAACUUAUUUUGUAUUCACUGGCUUGAGGUGUGUGAAUAGGGAUGGAAAUCGGGAAGGUGUUGGUGUGUAUGCGUCUGAACGGUGCACAACAGAAGUUACCCUUCACUACAAUUUAAUGAACCUAGCGUUUUUUCUGUUAAAAUAGCAGUGUCAAAAGUAGUAUAUAUACUUUUCUCGAUGUCAUAUUGUCUAAUUUCAUAAUGUCGA
Amaranthus tricolor (Joseph's coat) is the source of this 1323-nucleotide messenger RNA. RefSeq lists its product as uncharacterized. The transcript is spliced from 3 exons. The record is from RefSeq and is a predicted model, not a curated record. Bases 339 to 986 code for a protein of 215 amino acids. NCBI's taxonomy places the organism in Eukaryota, Viridiplantae, Streptophyta, Magnoliopsida, Caryophyllales, Amaranthaceae.